AUGGAUCUUCUUACUUCAGAGGAAUGUUUGCUUAUAGCUCACAAAACCUUUCCGGACAAGGAUAAAUCCAAUUUGAUUCUUUUGAAUGUUCAACUGCAAGCCGGCUCCAAAGACCUGAUGGGUUAUAUGGGAGAGUAUUAUAAACUUAAUUUGGAAAUUGAAGAUGUUGUGGAAAAUGAAAAACAUAAUCUGGAAUAUUUCAUUAAGUGUUUGCCAAGAAACAACCAGCCUCAAAGAGAAGAAUGUGAACGAAAGGGUGUCUUUCGGAAAGAGUCCGCAAUUUACAGCCAAUUGUUGCCACAAAUACAGAAAUAUGCCACCAAGAAGCUUUUCCCCAAAUGCUAUUAUAGCCGCAAUGAUAUUCUAGUUCUGGAAGAUCUUACCAUAAAGUAUAGACACCUCAAGCCUUCGGAUAAUUAUACCAAGGAGCAUUACAAAGUGGUUUUGGAACACUUGGCUGACAUGCAUGCCAGUAGUAUAGCCUGGGAAGAAAAGGAUAAGAUUAAUAUAAAUGAACGCUACAGGGAUGUGCUGGUGGAGUUGCUUUUGAGUACCGGAAAUAGUUGGUAUAUGACAGGAGUAAAGGCCAUAGUUUUCUUGGCAAGUCGUCACCCUCAAUUACAAUCCAAAGAAGCACAAUAUUUCAUCAACAAUAAACUCUACAACCUCUUAACCAAAGCUGAAGAGUUAGUAAAGCCCUCAAAGACCAUCAGAAAUGUUUUCUGCCAUAGGGAUACUUGGGAUCGUAAUAUUUUAUACCAAUUUCCAAGCGAAUCUUCAACGCAACCCAGUGCCUGUUGUAUUGUGGACUUUCAGUUGGCAAAGUACUGCUCACCGACUUUAGAUGUUUUAUUUUUGCUUUAUAUUGUGGCCUCUGCAAAAGUCCGAGAAGAGAUAUAUGACGAGUGCCUGGAACACUAUUAUAACUCCCUAAAAUCGCAUCUAAUUCGUUUAGGUUUCGGAGAGAAAUUACCCAUCACCCGAGAGAACUUUCUGGCGGAGUGCCAAAGGACUCGACUGGCAGCUUUAAUAAUUUGGGCUCUAACCGAACCACAGACUAAAAUGUCGGCCGCGGUUUCCAAUCGAUUGAGAUCUGAAGAACCUGAAAAGUUUGAUUUCUACCUCAACACCGAUCGAAGUGAAUUAUUAAUAAGGGUUAUGAAGCUGCAGCCUGGAUACGAGGAGACUAUCAUGUUGCCCAUCAAAGAACUGGUAGAUUAUCUCAUGGCGAAUGAGAAGCUAUAUCAUUAA
Drosophila bipectinata is the source of this 1251-nucleotide messenger RNA. RefSeq lists its product as uncharacterized. The record is from RefSeq and is a predicted model, not a curated record. NCBI's taxonomy places the organism in Eukaryota, Metazoa, Arthropoda, Insecta, Diptera, Drosophilidae.